ACAGUAUAAGGUAGUUUUACAUAUACAUCUAAUUAUAUAUCGGAUAAGAUUGAGCAAUUAUAAAAUAGUUUAUACUGUUAAUGCAUCAAAUAAGUUAAGUUUUAGUACAUACAAAUUUAACUAAUUUGCCCUGAAAUUAUCUGCAAAAACUUUCUUUUCUUUGAGACACUCUUUAACUUCUUCAAGGCUUCUAAUGUGCAUGUGCCAAAAAUGAAAAAUAAAAAAAAAAAAGAAAGAGAAACAACAAAACACUAACUGUAAAUAACUGCCCAAAAACUUUCAAACUCAAAUUGUUGUUCAUAAAAACCGAGUUAACCCAUUAUUUGCUUCCUCUGUUCUAUUUCAAGGCAACAAAAACAUGGAACCAACUGAACAAAAACUCGGAAUCAAAGUCUAUAAUGCAACCCCUCCACCACCACCACAACCACAUCCUUCCGGCCUGGCUCCCCUUACUAUCAUACCGGAUCCAGGCCGGAAGAAUAAGCGUGCGAUCAUGGCAAAGGGUGUCCAAAAGACAAUUUCCAAGACCUCAUUGCUAGGGAACUUCCUACCAACAGGAACACUCCUCACUUUUGAGAUGGUCCUUCCAUCAAUCUACAAGAAUGGUCAGUGCACUCAAGUCCACACAUUGAUGAUCCACACCCUCCUAAUUCUAUGUUCACUCUCAUGCUUCUUCUUUCACUUCACUGACAGUUUUCAUGGCCCUGAUGGAACCGUUUACUACGGUUUCAUCACCCCUAAAGGGUUGUCAGUGUUCAAACCAGGGAUUCCAGUGGAAGUUCCAAAGGAUGAUAAGUACAGAGUUUCCUUCACUGACUUUGUUCACGCGUUCAUGUCAGUGUUGGUGUUCGUGGCAAUUGCUUUCUCUGAUCAUAGGCUUACUAAUUGUCUAUUCCCGGGGCACAAGGAUGACAUGGAUCAAGCCAUGGAGAGUUUUCCAUUGAUGGUGGGAGUAGUUUGCAGUGGUUUGUUUCUUGUGUUUCCUAAUUCCAGACGUGGAAUUGGAUGCAUGUCUGCAUGAUAUUAACAUGUAAGCUUGUUGGUUUGUUAAUAAUUUGUUUGUGAUUUGGUGUAGUUAUUUCUUUUCUGUAUAUGUAACUUUCUUGUACAUUCAUUUUAUUUUUAUUUCAUAAAUAAAUCUCUUAUAUAUAUAGAUUGAAACAUUACUUGAAAUUUGUUGAUUUCCAUGUCUAUACAAUAUAUGAAAAGUGUCUAGCAAAAGGCCUAGCUGCAUGCAAUUUUAUUUUUCGAAUAAAAUAAGAGUUUAUUUUUUAUGCAAUGAUAGUGUAAAGAGUUUUACACUACCAUUUAGAUUUAUGCAUUUAUAUUUUUUUAAGUAGUGCAUUUAAAAAUUAGUUACUUUUGCGAAUCUGAUAAUAAACAAUAAGUUGUUUAUACAAAAUUAUUUUACAUUGAGAGUACGAUAAAUUUACAAUUCAAAGGGAGGCUAUUGGCCUAUUUGGCAUUUACACUAUAUUGCUAAAUUAAAGUUGUGCAUGGAGAGGCAUGAGAAAUAAUAAAGAAAAAAAAAUCAUGGCUCUUGGGAUUGAGUAGAGGUUGAUAUUUCUCCAGCAUUCACUUGAAGCAAUGGCAUGGUGCUUGAUCCUUCCACAUUUGAUUCUUGUUGCUCAUCAUCUUCAUUGAAUCUAU
Molecule: messenger RNA, 1650 nt
Organism: Arachis ipaensis
Lineage: Eukaryota; Viridiplantae; Streptophyta; Magnoliopsida; Fabales; Fabaceae
Product: protein DMP9-like
Biological process (GO): endomembrane system organization
Source: RefSeq, a predicted model, not a curated record